This is a messenger RNA of Dreissena polymorpha, 2352 nucleotides long. RefSeq lists its product as uncharacterized. Lineage: Eukaryota; Metazoa; Mollusca; Bivalvia; Myida; Dreissenidae. Gene Ontology annotation, molecular function: transmembrane transporter activity. Gene Ontology annotation, biological process: transmembrane transport. The coding region runs from base 154 to 2001 and encodes 615 amino acids. The record is from RefSeq and is a predicted model, not a curated record. The transcript is spliced from 14 exons.
AAAUAACGUGUCACCAAAAUAACGAAUACGUCAUGAGGAACUAUAAAUUUAUAAUUAAAUUAAAUAAUAAAAGCUACACGAUGUGUAGAAAUUAUUCACUCUGAUUUUCCUUAAUCCAAAAGCCAAAGAGGCUGUACAAUAAAAAAUCUCUGCAUGGCAACCAAUGAUGCAACUCAAGAGAGCACUGUGGGUAGGCGGAAGUCAUCCGCAGCCUGGGCCACUAUGAAGAAAGUGAAGAGACAGCUGCGUUUGACAAACGAGGGAGCGACACCGGUCCAGUGGAAACUUGUCUUCCUAGUCUUCAUGUCAUUGUUUUCAAGCUCGUUUAACGUCACAUUCCUGUUUCCAUUCCUACCAGAAAUGAUAUUGAUGUUUGGCUAUAAGGAGGAGGAGAAAGGAUACUAUGCUGGCUUCGUGGCCUCCGCGCUGUUUGUGGGGAGAUUCUUUGGAAGCUAUUUCUGGGGCUGGCUGUCAGACCGAGUGGGCCGCAAGCCGGUCAUGCUGCUCACCAUUCUCCUCAACGGUUUGUCAUCACUGGCGUUUGGUUUCACCACCAGCAUCACCUUCGCCAUCAUAACACGACUCUUCUCUGGACUUGUUAAUGGAACUGUGGGUACAUCAAAAACCAUUCUGUAUGAGAUCUCAGACAACACAAACCAGGCGGUGGGAAUGUCCAUCAUAUCAGUAGCCUGGGGAAUGGGAAUGAUGGUGGGACCAGCAGUGGGAGGUUACCUGGCCAACCCCUGCAAGCGCUACCCAGAAAUGUUCCCCUCCGAAGGAUUCUUCUUCAAGUUCCCCUACUUCCUGCCAGGUUUCAUCGCUUUCUGCCUUUGCUUCCUACCAUUUGUCUUGGACAUCUUCUUCCUGCCAGAGACGCUAAACAUGAAAAAGACAGAGGUAGAAGUUAUUGUAAUAGAGGAACCAGGCAAGGCAAGCAUUGAAGAUGCCAUUGUUGACGACAGAGAAAACUUCCAGGGUCCUGGUCACAUGGUUGGCCCCUCUCCCGGGCUGACAGUCUCGGUGGAGGAUCUUCACCUUGAAAGUGAAGGGGCCACGUUCCUGGCCGGUCACAAAAAAGAGCUGCAAGUAUCCAGACAUGGUAUCACUGCAAUCAACAUAGAUACCAAUCACACCGAUCGGUCGUAUGAUUCUGUCAAAAAUGGAAAAGAAGGCCUCUCCAAUGUAAACGAAAGUGAUGUUUCUGUUAAAGAGAAACUUCCAGAGUCCGUAGAUGUUAAAGAUGAGGAAGUUACAUUACUAAAUGGUGAUAAAACUGAGAAAUCUCCAGAAAAGAAGAAGCCAAAAAAUGUUCCGCGGUGUUGCUGGCAGUUUUUAAACUGGCCCACUGUAAGAAUGAUGAGAGAACAUGAUGUGGUGCUGGCAGUGGGUCUUUACAGUCUGUUUUCCAUCAGUGUUAUCGGGGUAGAGGAGAUAUUCACUGUGUGGGCGGCAACAGAGACUUUUUAUGAUGGCCUGGGGUUUGAGCCCAGCCAGAUCGGUGCUGUGAUGGGCGCCUCUGCACUGCCUCUCCUCUUUCUACAACUGGUCGUCUUUCCAAACCUUUGUCGCAGGCUGGGAAUAAAAAAUACCCUGCUGGUGUGUACGGUGAUAUCUCUGGUAAUGACCCAGGCCACCCCUCUUCUGCACCUGCUUACAAAUGUUCCAAUCACGUUGUGGACUCUGCUGAUAGCUAUUCACUGCACCAUGAAGCUGAUGACAAGCUGCAUAUUCUCCAGUACGGGACUCCUCAUCAACAACUCUGUCCAGCCCCACAUGGCCGGCACUGUCAAUGGUAUCGGGGUGAUGUUCUCUGCCCUGGCAAGGUCCAUCGCGCCCCUGAUAGGAGGUGCAAUAUACACAUGGACGGUUUCCUACUCCUCAGAGGUGCUGGGUCCGCCGUUUGAUGUGAGUUUUGUGUUCUUUGUGUUCGGACUGGUUAACUUCGUAGUGGCCUUGAUUGCAGUUACCAUUCCAGAACGGCUCAACAGGCAGAAGAAAUGAGGAAAUAUACUUCAAUUUAUAAGCAUUAUCAGUUUCGGGACUCAACAGGCAUCGGAAAUGAAGGAAUUCAGCUGAAAACAAUGUCAAUGUCAGGUUUGUUAGAGUAAAUGUAUGCUGUAACCAUUCCAGACUGCCUCAAGAGGCAGCAGAAAUAGAGGAGUAUUUUAUAGAUUUGUUAUACAAAGUGCAUGUACGUAAAGUGUCAUCGCAAAUUAGCCUGUGUAGCCCACUCAGGCUUAUAAGUGACAACGCUCUCUGCUUUUAUUGUCUUUUUUUUUCAAAGGAAAAACAAAAUAAUCGAAAAUGCACAUGCUAAUCUGGGACAACACUUUAUGUACAUGCAUUUAUAAU